Molecule: messenger RNA, 947 nt
Organism: Anopheles cruzii
Lineage: Eukaryota; Metazoa; Arthropoda; Insecta; Diptera; Culicidae
Product: dipeptidase 1-like
Exons: 6
Biological process (GO): proteolysis
Molecular function (GO): metallodipeptidase activity
Source: RefSeq, a predicted model, not a curated record
AGUGGGACCUUCCGUCGAGACAGUGGCUGGCGGUGACCUCGAUCCUGCUGAUAGCCGGUGCGGCCGGCGUUGCCGUGCCGCUGGCGCUGAAGGUUUCCACCGGGGCGCCGCUCGAGGAGCGGCUGCAGGUGGCCACGCAGCUGCUCGACACAGUGCCUUUAAUCGAUGGCCACAACGAUCUGCCGUGGAACAUACGGAAGUUCCUCCACAAUCAGCUGAACGAGUUUCGGUUUGACGAUGAUCUCAAGUCGAUUCUGCCCUGGUCGAAGAGUGCCUGGAGUCACACGGACCUGCAGCGCCUCAAACGGGGCCGCAUAGCGGCACAGUUUUGGGCGGCCUACGUUCCGUGCGAGGCGCAGCAUAAGGAUGCGGUUCAGAUCACGCUCGAGCAGAUAGACGUAAUUAAAAGACUGACAGAACGCUACUCGCCGCAUCUGACGUCGUGUGCCUCGGUGUUUGAUAUUGUACAAGCACACAAAAACCGUCAAAUGUGUUCAUUAAUCGGUGUCGAGGGUGGCCACUCGCUCGGCGGCUCGCUCGGUGUCCUGCGGAUCUACUACGCGCUGGGCGUACGCUACAUGACGCUCACGUCCACCUGUCACACGCCCUGGGCCGACUCGAGCAACGCGGAUGCCCCGAAAUAUGAUGUCCGGCACGGGGGCCUAACUGCCUACGGCAAGACUAUCGUUCGCGAAAUGAACCGGCUCGGUAUGAUAGUGGACCUGUCCAAGUCGUCCGUCAGCACGAUGAAGGAUGUUCUGGCUACCUCCCAGGCGCCGGUCAUCUUUUCCCAUUCGUCGGCCUACGCAUUGUGCAACUCUAGCCGCAACGUGCAGGAUGAAGUGCUCGGGCUGGUGACGAAAAAUCGCGGCCUGGUAAUGGUGAACUUUUACAACAAGUUUCUGCGGUGCAGCGAAAACGCAUCCGUGCAGGACGCCUUGGGCUGA